GUUCCUUCCGAUGUGCUUUUCUCAGUGCAUCGCGAAAUGUUUGUGUACAUAGCAACUAAAAGACCGUUAUUUCUGGUACAAACUGUUGAAAGCAGUCAUUUUUUCAACGAGGUAAAAAUCAAUACAUAUUAAGUGCGUUUUAGUUGUUGCGUUUUAGUUGUUGUUUUUCGACUUGAAUUAUUACGAAGCACCAUAUUUGUUGAGAAUCUGGCUGUUGCUGUCAGUGCUGAGUUCUCUGUCUGGCUAAGCUGGUUAGCUAACGUUCGCUAGGUAGCUAGGUUGCUGUAUAGCUAGAUAGCUAAAUUGUUUAUUGACAUAUUUCCUACAGAAUGUCUCUGCAGGCAUCUUCUCAGUCUGUCGGGAUGCAGAAAUGUACUGAUGAGGAAACUUUCUACAUGCACUGCAGAGCCGCCUACCUGACUGUAUUCAGGUCUAGUCUGGCCAGUAUCACCUCCAAACAUCAGCUAUGCCGUGGUAAGCAAACAUUCUCAUAACAUCUCAUCAUUAGUUCAGAGGACAAUAAUUUGUGUAGCUGCUAGCGUACUACUGGCUGCAGUAGCAAUUAUCACGUUAUCAUGCAGUCAGUAGCUAAGUAAAUUAUGCAUAUCAGUGAAUUCUUCCACCACCUCAUAAUACUGCCUGCUUAGAAUUUAUAACCCCUCUGAAUAGCCUACAUCUAGUGGAAGUGUCACUCCACUAAAUGUUGUAGCUACUGAACAAUAAGCCAUCAUCAUCAUGUUAUGAAAAUACACUGCUCAAAAAAAUAAAGGGAACACUUAAACAACACAAUGUAACUCCAAGUCAAUCACACUUCUGUGAAAUCAAACUGUCCACUUAGGAAGCAACACUGAUUGACAAUACAUUUCACAUGCUGUUGUGCAAAUGGAAUAGACAACAGGUAGAAAUUAUAGGCAAUUAACAAGACACCCCCAAUAAAGGAGUGGUUCUGCAGGUGGUGACCACAGACCACUUCUCAGUUCCUAUGCUUCGUGGCUUAUGUUUUGGUCACUUUUGAAUGCUGGUGGUGCUUUCACUCUAGUGGUAGCAUGAGAUGGAGUCUACAACCCACACAAGUGGCUCAGGUAGUGCAGCUCAUCCAGGAUGGCACAUCAAUGCGAGCUGUGGCAAGAAGGUUUGCUGUGUCUGUCAGCGUAGUGUCCAGAGCAUGGAGGCGCUACCAGGAGACAGGCCAGUACAUCAGGAGACGUGGAGGAGGCCGUAGGAGGGCAACAACCCAGCAGCAGGACCGCUACCUCCGCCUUUGUGCAAGGAGGAGCAGGAGGAGCACUGCCAGAGCCCUGCAAAAUGACCUCCAGCAGGCCACAAAUGUGCAUGUGUCUGCUCAAACGGUCAGAAACAGACUCCAUGAGGGUGGUAUGAGGGCCUGACGCCCACAGGUGGGGGUUGUGCUUACAGCCCAACACCGUGCAGGACGUUUGGCAUUUGCCAGAGAACACCAAGAUUGGCAAAUUCGCCACUGGCGCCCUGUGCUCUUCACAGAUGAAAGCAGGUUCACACUGAGCACAUGUGACAGACGUGACAGAGUCUGGAGACGCCGUGGAAAACGUUCUGCUGCCUGCAACAUCCUCCAGCAUGACCGGUUUGGCGGUGGGUCAGUCAUGGUGUGGGGUGGCAUUUCUUUGGGGGGCCGCACAGCCCUCCAUGUGCUCGCCAGAGGUAGCCUGACUGCCAUUAGGUACCGAGACGAGAUCCUCAGACCCCUUGUGAGACCAUAUGCUGGUGCGGUUGGCCCUGGCUUCCUCCUAAUGCAAGACAAUGCUAGACCUCAUGUGGCUGGAGUGUGUCAGCAGUUCCUGCAAGAGGAAGGCAUUGAUGCUAUGGACUGGCCCGCCUGUUCCCCAGACCUGAAUCCAAUUGAGUACAUCUGGGACAUCAUGUCUCGCUCCAUCCACCAACGCCACGUUGCACCACAGACUGUCCAGGAGUUGGCGGAUGCUUUAGUCCAGGUCUGGGAGGAGAUCCCUCAGGAGACCAUCCGCCACCUCAUCAGGAUCAUGCCCAGGCAUUGUAGGGAGGUCAUACAGGCACGUGGAGGCCACACACACUACUGAGCCUCAUUUUGACUUGUUUUAAGGACAUUACAUCAAAGUUGGAUCAGCCUGUAGUGUGGUUUUCCACUUUAAUUUUGAGUGUGACUCCAAAUCCAGACCUCCAUGGGUUGAUAAAUUUGAUUUCCAUUGAUAAUUUUUGUGUGAUUUUGUUGUCAGCACAUUCAACUAUGUAAAGAAAAAAAGUAUUUAAUAAGAUUAUUUCAUUCAUUCAGAUCUAGGAUGUGUUAUUUUAGUGUUCCCUUUAUUUUUUUGAGCAGUGUAUAUAAAUUAAUUCAUUUUCGAUGUAUCUUAGUUCUCCAGCAGGCAGGCAGAAAUCCAUCCCAGGCAACUCUCAACAAACACUGGACCCCAAGAACCACUAAGCUGAACUUUGAUGAUUUCUGUGAGAUAGUGAAGAGUGAGAGGCCGACAGAGGCGCACGAGUUGAUGAGAGCCUUCAGAAAGAUGGACAUUAAUGGGGAUGGCUAUAUCUCACACAGUGAACUACACAAAGUCCUCACUUCAGUAAGUACUGCCUCAUUGAAGUCACUCUACAUCAUCCAGAUAUUUCUAGGUACAGUAUAAUACAUUGAAAUGAAAGUGUGAUACAUUGCAGAUAUGUACAUGAAUAGCUCUAACUUAUAGGCUACACCUGUCUGGUUAGACCGUAAACUCUCCUUCCAGACUCACAUUAAGCAUCUCCAAUCCAAAGUUAAAUCUAGAAUCGGCUUCCUAUUUCGCAACAAAGCCUCCUUCACUCAUGCUGCCAAACAUGCCCUUGUAAAACUGACUAUCCUACCGAUCCUUGACUUCGGCGAUGUCAUUUACAAAAUAGCCUCCAACACUCUACUCAGCAAAUUGGAUGUAGUCUAUCACAGUGCCAUCCGUUUUGUCACCAAAGCCCCAUAUACUACCCAGCAUUGUGACCUGUACGCUCUCGUUGGCUGGUCCUCACUACAUAUUCGUCGCCAAUCCCACUGGCUCCAGGUCAUCUAUAAAUCACUGCUAGGCAAAUCCCCGCCUUAUCUUAGCUCAUUGGUCACCAUAGCAACACCCACACGUAGUCUGCGCUCCAGCAGGUAUAUCUCACUGGUCAUCCCCAAAGCCAACACCUCCUUUGGCCGCCAUUCCUUACAGUUCUCUGCUGCUAAUGACUGGAACGAACUGCAAAAAUCUCUGAAGCUGGAGACUUAUCUCCCUCACUAACUUUAAGCAUCAGUUGUCAGAGCAGCUUACCGAUAAUAAUAUAAUAAUAUGCCAUUUAGCAGACGCUUUUAUCCAAAGCGACUUACAGUCAUGCGUGCAUACAUUUUUUUGUGUACGUGUGGUCCCGGGGAUCGAACCCACUACCUUGCCGUUACAAGCGCCGUGCUCUACCAGCUGAGCUACAGAGGACCACAUGUACACAGCCCAUCUGUAAUUAGCCCACCCAACUACCUCAUCCCCAUAUUGUUAUUUAUUUUGCUCAUUUGCACCCCAGUAUCUCUAUUUGCACAUCAUCUUCUGCACAUCUAUCACUCCAGUGUUAAUACUAAAUUGUAAUUAUUUUGCACUAUGGCCUAUUUAUUGCCUUACCUCCAAAACUUACUACAUUUGCACACACUGUACAUAUAUUUUCUAUUGUGUUAUUGACUGUAUGUUUUGUUUAUUCCAUAUGUAACUCUUUGUUGUUGUUUUUAUCGCACUGCUUUGCUUUAUCUUGGCCAGGUCGCAGUUGUAAAUGAGAACUUGUUCUCAACUGGCUUACCUGGUUAAAUAAAUAAAUACAAAUUCAAAGCAUUAUGUUUUCCCGCCAACUUUUGCAUCCCGACAACUUUUUUAUGCCUUUUCUUUAUAUCUGAAAGUUGUUGCCGGUAUCAAAGCCUAAACUUGUAUUUUGCGGUAAAGUUGUACCUAUGGCUUAGGAUGAAAUGUAGCCGUAAUGCUGGCAUGCACUACACUCUUGAUGGUUGUUAGACAGCGCCCAUUACUACUAUCCUCCUGGCAGUUCUACAUUUUGCGAGGCAUGUCACUUCAUCCAUCUCUUCGCAUAUCCCACCACAUGCACUGUUUUCUUAACCACAACUGGAUGGAUCCAUAAAGAAUUACUGUGGGAAUAAAUAUCACUGAAUGAUUAACAUAUUGAAAUAAAGUAGGCUAAUGCAAAUGAAGGCAUCACAUUGUUGCUUACUGAAACUCCCAAAGUCAUCCAAUUGUUAUAAUACAUUUGAAGCAACCCACUCGGCAAAUAGUGGUUGAACCAACGUAGAAUAGACAUUGAAUUGACAUCUAUGCCCAGUGAGAAUAGCCUACCCGCGUGUUUAUUUCAGCACCGUUUUGCACUGCUUUGAGACAAGCGUGGGGACUCGUCUUGAUAAAUCAAUCAAUGUCAGGUUUUUAUUUUCACAGAAUCUCAGUUUGGAUAUUGGUUAGGCUACAUUUAGGCUGUGAAAAUGUUAGGUAAGUUGAGGUGAAGCUGCUCAUGAUCAUCUUGUCUAGUUUGCUGGUUUAUUAGCCCUGAUCAGAACAUUUUGACAGCAUGUUAUGGAGCUUAACAAGUGGAUUAUGUUGCUCUUCCCUGGCUGCUUAGUAACCUAGGCCUACUCCCGACCAAAAGCCUGUGACUUCUCUUAAUCAAUCAAUGUGAUUGUGUUUCACUGAAUCGCCGUCUGUAUAUUUGGUUAAUUCUCUGGCUGGGAAAAUAAGUGGAGGUGGUAUACUUCAUCUGUUCGUUUGCUCAUCGAUCACUGAUCAGAAACAUUUAGCAUGCAAUAAUGGAGCUUAAAUCAAGUGUAGGCCUAUUAUUUAGCUCGAUGGCGUAUAUGCAACUCCAAAGGCCUGCAGAUGUUGGGAAAGAUAAACACAAGGCUCACAUGCUUUUGAAAAUAUAUAGAUUGCUAUUAUUUUCUAUCAGUAUCAUGAUGAAGAUACUCUCAUGGUAAGAUCCUACGCCUGCUCCAUAACAAAGCAGAGGGAGGGUAGGAAAGAGAUUUAAACUUGGCUCAAAAAAGCAUGGGCUUGGUUUGGGCUCUGUUUCAAAAGAACUUUUUUUAUAUGACAGUGGUUUCACACGUUGCUGGGAUAUUUUGUUAUGUUUUAUUAUAUUCUUAGCCUACUAUAAAAUAUAUGUGUUGACUGUGAACAUGGUAGCCUAAGUGUGUCUUGUCUGUGAACAAAAUAACUAUUGAUUUCAUGUGCAUGGCCAUGUAUGCUGCACAGACCAGCAUCAUAAUUAAACUCAAAAUAUGCUAUUCUAUUCUUUUGAAAAUAAAUUGUGUUAGUCUUAUAAUGUUUCUUAGGACCAAAAAAAACGAAUUAAUUAUGGAUUUCUUUGUGAUGGUGUAUAUUCAAUGGAUGUAUUAAAAUCGACGUCCACCCACAUGGGCCCAUGUCUACUCCCACUCCUAAAGUUGCCGGCAUGUGCGCGGGAGAUAUAAAAGGCUUUUCCCGGCAUGAAUGUGGUAAACAAUUUGACUGUAUGAAUUAGGUUCUAAAAAACAUUGGCAGAUUUUUUUUUACAGGCAACAUACAGUAAAGUCUGUCUGUAAAGGGUGUUAGGUAAUCACAAGCUACUUACACUGAGAUCAAAGGCCCAAUUCAGCUUGCUCAAAAUUGAUGAACUUUCUUGUUCUUCUAGAGAGGUGAAAAGAUGGCUGCCGAGGAGGUGGAUGCCAUUUUUUCAUUAGCUGAUACCAACAAAGAUGGCAAAUUGGACUAUGCCGAGGUGAGAUUGGGAUGAGCGUUAGCUAUUUUUACCAUACCUUUUCAUUGCCUUUUGCAAUAGGCCUCCAUGUAUUACUCUAAUUGAACUCUUUAGCAUGCAGUUUCAUGUAUUAUACAGUGAUAACAUAACAGCACUAUAUCAUUGCCUGCGUGUGUCCCAGUUCUGCAGACUGUUGGUGUCCACGGCAGAGCAGUGUCAGAUUGCAGCUCUGGAGAGACUGGAGGCUGAUGCCAAGCUGAAGAGACAGAACUUUGGCAACGAGUUAGACAGCUCUCCAAAGAGCUCUGCGUCCACCGCUGUGACUGUCCCCAAAACAGAGCCGGACACCACACUGAAGAAAGGUACUACAGAUCUCUGGAGAGGAGUGCCAGCCUAGAACAGUACUAUGCAUGCUUACACACACGUACACACACUCUCUCUCUCUCUCUCUCUCUCUCUCUCUCACACACUCGCUGCCUAUAAGUGCUCUCCUCUGGAGUAGUGAUAAGGAAUAAGUAAUAGGUCUGUUAUUGAUUGAUUUUCCUCCCCGAUGACAAAUCACCUCAUUAAGACACCAUGCAUCAUCAUCUCCACACCAUUACACCAGUCUGUUUGUAGGGAGGGGAUUCUAAAGCAUUGUGAUUUAGGUAAUCAUACCUUCCAUUAUGAGGUAGGUUAACAGAGGGAGGGUUGAGGGGGGGGGGCAACGUUCCCCACUGAGAGACCCAGGGUAGACCUAGGUUCAUAUACUAUUUUAAAUCACUUCAAAUACUUUAACUGGACUUGAUUGAGCUUGCCUGGCAAAAUGGAACCAAUAGAGAUGUUGCAAAACUGCAAACCCUGCCCAUCUGACACUCCAGGCAGGCUUACACAAAUGCUAAAAGUAUUUGAAAGAUUUCAAAUAGUAUUUGAACCCAGGUCUGAGCUAGGGGCCAGGCAGGGCGGGCCAGGGAUGGGAAGAUGGAGUGGGUUGCUUUAAGUGGUCAGUCUGUGUUCAUGUUAUUGAUUGGGGCGAUCCCUCAACUGCUCACUGAGACCAUGAGGGAUUACACAGUCAUCUAGGGGAAGGCCUCUCUAACCAGAGCUGGAAAAACAAAUGAGUUGUGAGAUACUGGCUGGAUUAUCACAUUAUUGUGACUUUCCCAUCAAUUGAUUUAUCCGCGCUUUACGUGUUAACAUGCUUCUGACACAGUUUGCAUGUGACCAAGGCCAUGUAAGGCUUUUCUAGUGCUUCAAAUGUUGUGACUGGUUAUUUGGAGUGGAUUAUUCACUAGUGCUGUUAGACUAGUUUCUUCUGACUAGAAACCUCAUUUUACCCCCCACACAAAUGGCUUGGUUAAAUUUCAAUUCCAACAAUACAUAAUUGUCUCAGUUUCCUAAACAGUUGUGAUUUGGUCCUUAAAACAGAGCCCUGUCAUCAAUACACAUUAGAUCUUUGACAAAUACCUUGAUAGUGGAGCCAUUUAUUUAACUGGUAUGUUAAGAUGGUAUAGUGGAUCACAUUACUCUGCAUCUCUCUUCGAUGGUCUGAGAAACAAUCAAGCCCUAGAUUAUUGAAUUUAUAUUUUCUGGUUUCAAUUAGCAGUGGAGGGAAAGUUAUACAAGAUAAUGGAUUGGAAGGAUUGUGUGAUUGCGCAAUUUGUAAUUUAGAAUGCCUCCACAAAUGAAUUAAAGUGUUUGAACUUGAGAUCACGUCUCACAUUAUAAUGAUGGUGCUUGAGUAGUCAUCUUUUUUGGGGCCUAAGGCUGUGUUUCUGGUGGGUUUCUCUGUUUUUAGUUUUGUAGAUGUUUCUUUGGUUCUGGUUUUAACAGAUGUGUUUCUCCUGUGUGUGUUUGUGUGUCUGUAUGGCGCUCAGACAGCAGAUCGUCGUCCCGUCCCUCCUCAGCUCGCAGUAGACGGUCGUCACUGUCUAACGCCAUCACCAUGGCAGCCAGCAACACUAAGAACAUCAAGCUGGCAGAGCACACAUCUAUACAGGUACUACAGCACUGGAACAGUGACUCACAUGUACAUCAUCACACACUGGGGUAUGGUUAACCUGUCUGUUCUCUCUACAUCAUCACACACUGGGGUAUGGUUAACCUGUCUGUUCUCUCUACAUCAUCACACACUGGGGUAUGGUUAACCUGUCUGUUCUCUCUACAUCAUCACACACUGGGGUAUGGUUAACCUGUCUGUUCUCUCUACAUCAUCACACACUGGGGUAUGGUUAACCUGUCUGUUCUCUCUACAUCAUCACACACUGGGGUAUGGUUAACCUGUCUGUUCUCUCUACAUCAUCACACACUGGGGUAUGGUUAACCUGUCUGUUCUCUCUACAUCAUCACACACUGGGGUAUGGUUAACCUGUCUGUUCUCUCUACAUCAUCACACACUGGGGUAUGGUUAACCUGUCUGUUCUCUCUACAUCAUCACACACUGGGGUAUGGUUAACCUGUCUGUUCUCUCUACAUCAUCACACACUGGGGUAUGGUUAACCUGUCUGUUCUCUCUGACAGAAAUAAUGUGGCUUAAUAGUUAGUUGUUCAAGAGACGGUUGGGACGAUGUAUGUAUAUAACUGCAGCUAGACCAAGAUCAGGGUCUUCUGUCUUUGAGUUAUCCUCUUGAGUUCCUCAUUGUGCAUACAUUAGACCUACCCACUAAUAUCAGAACAGAGCAAGGAUCCACCAUAGGUCCCUUCAGUAACAGCCCUGAAGUCCAUUGCUCGGCUUUGGUGCUAUUCCACUAGCAGAUAUCAGGGCCUGGGGCCAGGCAGCAUUGUUGUUGCUGUUUUGUUGUCGUUGUGUGAAGCCUUUUGGUGGCAAAUUUACUCUGGGUCGGUUGAUAAGUAUAGAGUGUUGGUAUCGAUCCCAUUGAUUUUGUUUGCACUGUUUUUGACUUCACCUCGGCUCGUUUUCUUUACUGCAACAAAACUAAAGAGAGAAAAAAACAAUAGCUGUGCUCCCUGACCCUCCCUGGUCAGAGGAGUGUAAUUGGAAAGUGCCAGACGGAGGAGAAGGGUAAACAAUGUGUGUCUGGAGAUGACCUGCUGGAAGGUCCUCUCAUUGUACAGUAUGUUGCUCCAGUGCCGGGGCCUGGUCUAGAUGGUUCGUUGGGAGUUGGGAAUGGGUAAGCCUUCGCCCUGAGACAUGUAGGCUCCUAUGAUGUGUCUACAGCCAAGUCCAUAGGAGUCUACAGCCAUGUCUUAGGGCAAGGUAAGGAUGUGUUUUGAAGGGAGGCAAGGAACCUUGUGGCACUCAGAGGCCCUGUAAAUUAGGUCUGGGGCCAGAGUAGAGUGACUGAGUGACAGGGGCCUGUAUUGGGCUGUGGCUGAUCUCUAUCUGUGGGGGGCAUUAUUUCAGACCCCUUCCCUUAAUGUAGUGGAUACGACAUGCGCCCCGGGGAAGUUGGCAUGAUUUGAUAUUGGGACUUCUAUGGUUUGAUCCACUAUAUGUUUUACAGCCUGACAUUAAUACUUUGAGGAAAUAGCUUUGGUUUUAAGAGGUGACAUUUGUUUUCUGUCCACACACCGUUUGUUUGUUUCUUUAACUUGGUGAUUGACGGGUCACCUAAAAAAAUAGCCAUUCCAGACUGUAAGGACUACCAGCAGUUGUGUUUCAUUGAAUGUGUCUUCUAUGGGUUAGGAAUGAGAGAGCUUUUAUGCUGUACACAUCUUCAUCUGGGAUGGAUGUUUGUGCUGUCUUUCAAAUUAUACAAUUUCCUGAGUAUUAGGCCUACAAUUCUGAGCAUGUGUAAAUGUACUUGGCGAAUAAAGGUGAUUCUGAUCACAGUUGUGUUAGAGAUUGAAAAAGCAGGCGGGAACAAAGAUGGAAUUCAUAAACAUUUCUCAAUAACCACAUGACGUUUUGGGAGGACAACUAUUUAAACUAUUUAGUUGAAUUUUUUUUAUAUCAAAGCUAAGUGCAAUUUUCCAAUAACCCGGCCCAUAAGAUGAUUUUCCAGGCCUUUGUUUUAAAGCUGGUGUCUCCAUGCUGCCAUCUGGUGGUUGUACAUAUAGUGGUCUACUAGUUAGUGUUGGGUAUUGAACCAAGGUGCUGAAGCAUGACAUUAUAAAUAUGCUCUCUGAAUUGCAUAUUUAAUAUAGUGCCAUCAAGCCCAGUUAUAUCUCAGUCUGUUUAACAGAUUUCCAAGUGAGUAAUCAUUAUAUUUAUGACUGGCUCAAAUUCAAAUGAUGCAUGCCUGUAAUGUUUACUUCUCAGGGUGUCAGUUUCCUCGAGUUUUUAAACCACCUGCACUAAUGCAUUGUACAAGGAUUGUAUGCCAUUUUGUGAGCUUUUCCUACGUAAUGUCAGUUAAAAGGCCCACUGUGGUAUUAAAGCAGUUUUUGAUCAUUUAAAAAAAAACAUCUCCCCUGUGCCAGGACUGGCAUCACACCUGUAUGAAGGGCAGUUUCUUCCUUGAGGAGGAUGGAGGCAUCACGUCCCUGCAAUACCGUCUCACCGUCCCCCAGACAGCCACCGUCUAUCUCACCAUCAGCCCUCUCAACCUUAGCCAGAGACUUGGUAAGUCUACCUCACCAUCAGACCUCUCAACCUUAGCCAGAGACUUGGUAAGUCUACCUCACCAUCAGCCCUCUCAACCUUAGCCAGAGACUUGGUAAGUCUACCUCACCAUCAGCCCUCUCAACCUUAGCCAGAGACUUGGUAAGUCUACCUCACCAUCAGACCUCUCAACCUUAGCCAGAGACUUGGUAAGUCUACCUCACCAUCAGCCCUCUCAACCUUAGCCAGAGACUUGGUAAGUCUACCUCACCAUCAGCCCUCUCAACCUUAGCCAGAGACUUGGUAAGUCUACCUCACUAUCAGACCUCUCAACCUUAGCCAGAGACUUGGUAAGUCUACCUCACCAUCAGCCCUCUCAACCUUAGCCAGAGACUUGGUAAGUCUACCUCACCAUCAGCCCUCUCAACCUUAGCCAGAGACUUGGUAAGUCUACCUCACCAUCAGACCUCUCAACCUUAGCCAGAGACUUGGUAAGUCUACCUCACUAUCAGCCCUCUCAACCUUAGCCAGAGACUUGGUAAGUCUACCUCACCAUCAGCCCUCUCAACCUUAGCCAGAGACUUGGUAAGUCUACAUUUAGAAAGUAACCUACCCAACCCUGCUGAUGGUGAGGUAAUCUGUGACAGUUACUAGUUAUCUGUCCAAAAUUGUAAUCAGUAACGUAACUUUUGGAUUACCCAAACUCAGUAACGUAAUCUGAUUACUUUCAGUUACUUUGGGAUUACUUUCCCCUUAAGAGGCAUUAGAAGAAGAUACAAAAUUACACUGAACAAAAAUAUAAACGCAACAUGUAAAGUGUUGGUCCUAUGUUUCAUGAGCUGAAAUAAAACAUCCCACAAAUUUUCCAUACACUCAAAAAACGUAUUUCUCUCAAAUGUUGCCAAUAUCAAGCAACUUCGCACAGCCAUUGAAGAGGAGUGGGAAAACGUUCCACAGACCACAAUCAACAGCCUGAUCAACUCAAAGGAGAUGUGUCGCGCUGCAUGAGGCAAAUGGUGGUCACACCAGAUACUGACUGGUUUUCUGAUCCACGCCCAUACCUUUUUAAAAAUCUUUAUUCCCAGUCAUUUGAAAUCCAUAGAUUAGGGCCUAAUACAUUUAUUUCAAUUGACUGAUUUCCUUAUAUGAACUGUAACUCAGUAAAAUCGUUGAAAUUGUUGCACGUUGCAUUUAUAUUUUUGUUCAGUGUAGAUUAGCCAAAUUGUUUUACCUGAACAUAACCCAAAAACUAAGGACUUAUUAGCCUCUCUGUUGUUUAGGAUUUUGUUGUCAUGGAGGACUGAUUGGGCUCCUCUCAUGGAAUGGCAUGCUUUGAGCACUACCGAAAAGUGCUAUUAGCAUGUGAAAUGAAGCCAUAUGCUGCGUCUGCUAUAGACCUAUUGUUUACAUUUUUGUUGGUGACACUUUGAUAUCUUGAUAAUCUGCAGUUGUUUAAGUGUAUCAAAAGUGUGAGUUUGAGCAUGUGUCCAUUAGGCCUAUGGACAUAUAUGUUUUUUUAUCCGCACAAAUUAGAUUGAGCAAUUCAAUCCCCACUCGUGGUCUUCUUAAAUUAGUUUUUGACAGUAUGUGUGGAGCUCAACACCACGGAGGAGUUAAGAAGAGAGAGACUCCCUCAAACUUUUAUUACAUAGGCUGGGAUCCACAUGGACCGCUGGGAUCCGCACAACUAUGCUGCUGUUGCAAGAGCACAUUUUUCACUGGCUCUGGAUCGCAAAAACAAUGGUUGCAAAAACAAUGAUUCAUAGGCAGCUUAAACUUACUCAAUUCAACCAUUAUUGGGUUAAAAUACACAUAUACAUUUGUGAACAGCCAUCCACAACGACCACAAUCCGUAAGCUCCAAAUAGCUAUAUGAGCGAUCAACAGUUUGAUUCACAUCAUUGUGCUGUGUAGAGACUGUAUCAAUAAUAAGUGAUAUCCAUAUCGCCCGUCGGCUACACCACUGCUGUCGUCUUUGCCUCCAAGCGUUUAUUCAAAUUGGAUGGAUAAUCUUUGGAUGCCGCCAACAGUUGCACCAUUGGAAGACAUAGCAUGGACUGUAGCCUGCAAAUGCCUAUUCCUGCUCUUUUCCCACAAUCCAUCAAACGCAUUUGGUGUCAUCAUAGUGGUCUAUGACUUGUGGUCAGGCUUACUCAUGCAGAACAAACUUAAACUUGAGCCUUUUUUCAAUGCUGAUUUGAAUGUCAUUGAGAAAACAGAAAGUAUAUUUUUUUGCAAACAUCCUUUCUGAACUUAAAAGUAAUCCUAGAAGUAAUCAUGUAGUUUUUCGAAAGUAUAUGGAAUCUGAUUACAAUAUUUUAGCUGGUAAUGGAUUACAGUUAGUUUUUUUGUAAUCCGUUACUCCCCAACCCUGACCAUCACUCCCACCCAUCACUUCAUUGAGUGUGAAAGUGUGUGUUGUUUUUAAUAGUACAGUUUUGGGUAAAUGUUUUGAUAUUUGCAAUUGAGGACUGGAAGGUAACCUUUUUGUCCUGUUUCUUAGAAAAGCCCUCGUCCUGGAUGUCGGUGGACACAGCUGUCUUUGUGGUAUCAGGAAAAGCCACUAAAGAGGACUCCACUUUGGUGUGUUUUACUGAGUCAAGAGACAAAGAGGUCAGUCAGUCCUUAAUUAUUGUACAUGUCAUGCAUGAUAACCAUUUUCAAAUUAAACAACCUCCAAUUGAGUAUGUUAGAGAGAGAGAGAGGGUGAUGGUUGGAGGGUGUUUGUAGUAGAGGUCUUCAUUGGUCCGGGUGGACCCGAUAUACCCUAGACCCGACCGGGCCCGAUUGGAUUCAGGUCUGAAAUUGUUCCUCGGGUCAGGGUCAGGUCCUGUUUGAUUAUCGACCACGGCUCAGCAUAGCCUAUAGCAUAUUUAUUUUAUGCUAACAAGGUAAAUCUAUUGACUUCUAGAAGGCCUAGCCAACAUAUAAAGACCUAUUUUGGCCAGAAGAGCAACUUGACUGAUAAACAUACUUUUUUUGUCACUCUGGUCCAAUCUGGUCUAGACCCGGAUCCGUUAGGGUCUGAUUAUCGUCUGUCCGGGUCCAACUUUUUGGACCCCCGAAAAUACCUCUAAUUUGAAUGAUAAACUGGGUGGUUUGAGCCCUAAAUUCUGAUUUGGCUAAAAGCCAUGGUAUAUCAGGUAUGACAAAACAUUUAGUUUUACUGCUCUAAUUACGUUGGUAACCAGUUUAUAAUAGCAGUAAGGCACCUCUGGGGUUUGUGAUAUAUGGCCAAUAUACCACGGCUAAGGGCUGUGUCCAGUCACUCCGCAUUGCGUUGUGCACAAGAAAAGCCCUUAGCCGUGGUAUAUUGGCCACAUACCACACCACCUCGGGCCUUAUUGCUUAAGUGUAGCAUGAGAAUAGCCUUUCAUAGACAAACUCUCUCUCAGAAAUGUGAUUACUGACCUCGAGCGGCCAGCUAUGAUACUGCUCAUCUCCAGUGAUUUGUAUAAACUUCAAUAGGAAAAACCUAACAAACAUAUUGUUCAUGAAAACAGAAGUGUUGCUGGAAGGGGGAGCUGAGUGCUGGUACCUACUGCCUCCUUCCUUUCACCACGGGCUGUAGGCUGAGGAGGAGGACCAGGAAGAGUGUGUCUAAACCUGUCACGCUGGUCAACAGGACUGACACUGGGGAGCUGGACCUCACUAGGGACUUCAGGUGAGUUAUACACCCUUAACUGUUACACACCUGGUAGAAAUGAUGAGGAGUAAUAGUAUACAGUAUUAACACUAAGGCUGUGACAAUACCCGUAUCGCUAUAUUUUUUUCCAUGGCAAAAAGAAAACACGAAGCAGACAAAACCUCUUUGGUCCUUUAAAAACCUGCUGUGUAUAAAAUAUUGUGUAUUAUAGGUUGGGAAAUUAAUGUGACUCUGGAUGACAACACAAUGAUGUUUGUUUCCAACAUUAGGGCUGUUUUCCUAAAGAAGUGAAGCCGCUUCGUGUUUUGUUUCCUUGCCACGAUACUAACGAGUAUCGCAAUACUGGUAUCGUCCCGGCCCUACUAGACAAUGUGUGAACUUGUGAACCUUACAUUUAUUAUCAGAGGCAAAAUAUUAUUAUUAUUGUGAAAGGUGCUGAAUGUUGUGUAUUCAUUUUUUACAUUUUACAUUUUAGUAAUUUAGCAGACGCUCUUAUCCAGAGCGACUUACAGUUAGUGAGUGCAUACAUUAUUUUAUUUUCAUACCCGCUGUGGGAAUCGAACCCACAACCCUGGCGUUGCAAACGCCAUGCUCUACCAACUGAGCUACAUCCCUGCCGGCCAUUCCCUCCCCUACCCUGGACAACGCUGGGCCAAUUGCGCGCCGCCCCAUGGGUCUCCCGGUCGCGGCCGGCUACGACAGAGCCUGGAUUCGAACCAGGAUCGCUAGUGGCACAGCUAGCACUGCGAUGCAGUGCCUUAGACCACUGCGCCACUCAUCUCCACAGUACAUUGCAAAUGUGCUGCUCUAUGUCUGUGAAGAUGCUUCCUUCCUACAUUUAAUUUUUUUUACAUUUUAGUCAGUUAGCAGACGCUCUUAUCCAGAGCGACUUACAGCUAGUGAGUGCAUACAUUUUCAUACCACAGGGGGGCGCUGUCUGAUAUCUUUGAGGUGAUAGACCUGGAUGGGAACGGCCUCCUCAGUCUGGAGGAGUACAACUUCUUUGAGCUCAGGACCAGUGGAGAGAAAUGUGAUGAGGAUGCAUGGGCUGUCUGCAAAGGUGAGAUAUACCUGAUGUAUUCAAAUGGAUAUUAUACACUGGGUGGUUCGAGCUAUGAAUGCUGAUUGGCUGACAGCCGUGGUAUACCACGGGUAUGACAAAACAUUUAUUUUUACUGCUCUAAUUACGUUGGAAACCAGUUUAUAAUAGCAAUAAGGCACCUCGGGGGUUUGUGAUAUAUGGCCAAUAUACCACGGCGAAGGGCUGUGUCCAGUCACUCCGUGAUGCGUCGUGCUUAAGAACAGCCCUUAGCCGUGGUAUAUUGGCCAUAUAACACACCCCCUCGGGCCUUAUUGCUUAAAUAUAGUAGACUGCUAUCAUAUGCCACUAGGUCAUGUGUUGUUCCAGCUUAGUGCUGAUGGUGUUUUUUAAUCAAUGCUUGCAGGCUUUGGCUAGAGUCAAACCAGGCUGUUUUGAAAAUGAAAUUAUUAUUGUUUGGAUUGAGUCUGAUGGCAGUUUGACUUGUGCUACCUGUCUGGUGUAGGAGUUGAAUUUGGUUCAAUUGAUUCUUCAAGUGGUUCAUGACUCAUUAAGUGAUUCAUGACUCUAUGUGACUCCCUCCCAGAGAACUUUGACACCCGGAAGAACCAGCUGAGUCGCCAGGGCUUCAUGGAGCUCAACCUGAUGGAGGCCAGCGAGAGGGAGGGAGACCCCACAGACCUCUGGGUAACGCUGGAGGCCAUGGGCUACAACCGCGAUCUGGAGAUGGUGGAGGUGGGUCCUAGUGCUAGACACACACACACACACACACACACUGUUCCUUUGUGUGUAGCAGCCGCUGGUAGGAGCACCCAGAGCAGUAACUCAGCAGUACCAUAGCACAUCAAAUACCAGACUAAUACAUACUGCCAUUGAAUCAUCACAAAUUGGCUAACAAUAUUGUCUGACAAGUGCAGGUAUAAAUUAAUAAAUCAAUUUUUCUCCUCCUCCCCUAGGCAUGUCCGUUCCUGAUAGAUGUUUACUGUGAGGAGGGUCAGUGUACUCUGCAGCCGGUCAGUCUGGAGUCAGGCCACAGGAUCCUGAACACAGCCCUGCAGAGGUCCAUCACGGCCAGGUCAGAGGUCAAAACCCUCAGGGGUCAGGAGAACGUCCUGGUCUACACUUACAGAGGAGAACACAGGAUCUCCACUGUCAUCGCCAACAAGGUGAAGGACUAGAAUACAUAUUAUUAGAUUUUUACAUUGUGUUUUCAGAGGUUUUAUUGAACCAACAAGAUGAUCAACCUCUAGAGUGGAUGUUCUGUAUUUACUCUGAUGAUUGUGAUUUGAUACACACUAGCCUGUUGAAGAAAAAACAUGGAGGUGUCUUCAUGAAUCUGAUCCGCCUUCAACCAAAUCUCUUUUUACAAAUUUCUGUAUGUACAUUUGACCUGUAGGGAAUUCUGUACAGUAGACCACAACAUCAUACAUUACUGCUAGUCUAGAACUGGUGAGGAGUGAGGCCAUUAUCACAUGAUGCUGUAAUUGAUAUGCAGCUAUCGCCUCCAUUCACAUGGCAACAGGAUCCACACUGUAAGAAUCCCAUGGUCACACAUCAUAGUGGGCAGAAUAGUUAGUGUGUGGAGCAUCAAGAUCACCAGAGUGCUGCAGUUUCCUUUUGAUUUAGUAGACAGUUUUUCUCCAUGCACCAGGUAAUACUAUACUGUAGUAGGCAUUUGUUAUACUUUUUCAAAUGAGCUUAAUAGUUAGUGAAAGCAGCCAGCUGUGAAGGGCCUGGGUGCAGGGUUUAGAAAGGAAAUACUGUAGCCAGCAGUGUAGGGCCUGGGUGCAGGGUUUAGUAAGGAAAUACUGCAGCCAGCAGUGAAGGGCCUGGGUGCAGGGUUUAGUAAGGAAAUACUGCAGCCAGCAGUGAAGGGCCUGGGUGCAGGGUUUAGAAAGGAAAUACUGUAGCCAGCAGUGAAGGGCCUGGGUGCAGGGUUUAGUAAGGAAAUACUGUAGCCAGCAGUGUAGGGCCUGGGUGCAGGGUUUAGUAAGGAAAUACUGCAGCCAGCAGUGAAGGGCCUGGGUGCAGGGUUUAGUAAGGAAAUACUGUAGCCAGCAGUGAAGGGCCUGGGUGCAGGGUUUAGUAAGGAAAUACUGCAGCCAGCAGUGAAGGGCCUGGGUGCAGGGUUUAGUAAGGAAAUACUGUAGCCAGCAGUGAAGGGCCUGGGUGCAGGGUUUAGUAAGGAAAUACUGUAGCCAGCAGUGAAGGGCCUGGGUGCAGGGUUUAGUAAGGAAAUACUGCAGCCAGCAGUGUAGGGCCUGGGUGCAGGGUUUAGUAAGGAAAUACUGCAGCCAUCAGUGAAGGGGUGAAGGGUUUAGUAAGGAAAUACUGCAGCCAGCAGUGAAGGGCCUGGGUGCAGGGUUUAGAAAGGAAAUACUGCAGCCAGCAGUGUAGGGCCUGGGUGCAGGGUUUAGUAAGGAAAUACUGCAGCCAUCAGUGAAGGGGUGAAGGGUUUAGUAAGGAAAUACUGCAGCCAGCAGUGAAGGGCCUGGGUGCAGGGUUUAGAAAGGAAAUACUGCAGCCAGCAGUGAAGGGCCUGGGUGCAGGGUUUAGAAAGGAAAUACUGUAGCCAGCAGUGAAGGGCCUGGGUGCAGGGUUUAGAAAGGAAAUACUGCAGCCAGCAGUGAAGGGCCUGGGUGCAGGGUUUAGAAAGGAAAUACUGUAGCAAGCUUGGCAUCACAUAGCUUGUAAAGGAAAUGUAGCAAUCCAUAUGCAUGGUGAAAUUAACUGGUUUGAAUUGUCCACCCACAUAGGCUACCACCAGUUCCAUUUCCCCAACCACUGGGCCAUCAUGUUAGCCUGGUUAAACCAGACUAAACAAUGCACUCACAAUGGGGUAGACUCAGUCUGGCUUGACCAGGCCACCAUGACGUUACCUAUUUCAGCAAUAACGCACAAGGAGGUGAGACGCAUCGCGGAGUGACUGGACACAGCCCAUAGCCGUGGUAUAUUGGCCAUAUACCACAAACCCCCGAGGUGCCUUAUUGCUAUUAUAAAAUGGUUACCAAUGUAAUUAGAGCAGUAAAAAUAAAUAUUUUGUCAUACCCAUGGUAUACGGUCUGAUAUACCACGGCUGUCAGCCAAUCAGCAUUCAGGGCUCGACCCACCUGGUUUUGAUAGAUUAAUUUGUAUUUUAAGAAUAAUGACUAAAGCAUUUCACCCCAAAUACAGUAUAAAUAUGUGAACGGUGUUAGAGUUAUAAUGUAGUGUCAACCCACUAACAGAGGGGGGGAGUUAGAAACUGCUGAGAAAGCAUUCCAGGGUGAAGGGGACUGAGAAACUGUUUUAAAAAGCCUCCUAAAGGUGGGCGGAGCAAAUUGCCUUUGUGUGUCAAGGGGUAUAAAAGCUGUAUAUGUAUUUUUUGGCGGCAGAGCUCUCCAUGAUUAAACAUACAGAUCAUUCUUGCUGGUUGUGGACCUUCGUUUAAUUCAUGAUUAAACCAGAGUCUUACACCCUCUGGGAAUUAUUCAAAGCAUUAAGUUUGAUUAAUUAGAGAGAGAAAUUCUCGUGACAGGUUUAUAAUUUUAAACUUUACAUUUUAGUCAUUUAGCAGACGCUCUUAUCCAGAGCGACUUACAGUUAGUGAGUCCAUAAAUGUUUUCAUACUGGCCCCCGUGGGAAUUGAACCCACAACCCUGGCGUUGCAAACGCCAUGCUCUACCAACUGAGCUACACGGGCAACCAUGUACUUUAUAUAACCGUUUUUGUAAAACAUUUUCUCUUCCUGUGUACUAUUGCAGAGCAGCCAGAAGGUGACGGUGCACGUGAACAACGAGCAGAGUAAGAACUGCAGCAGCAGUAGAGGGAUGAGUGUGUUCGCUGUGGAGGUCCCUGCUAGAACCAAGAUGGUGAGACACACUGUCCCUAUUCUUUCUUCUGUUUGAUUCAGCAAAAAUGUUAAGAAAGUUUAUCAUUAUUUUUUAGACUCCAUAGUUUGUGGGAUGUAUGUUACAUGACCAAAAGUAUGUGGACACCUGCUCGUCGAAUAUCUCAUUCCAAAAUCAUGGGCAUUAUUAUUGAGUUGGUCCCACCUUUGCUGCUAUAACAGCCUCCAUUCUUCUGGGAAGGCUUUCCAAUAGAUGUUGGAACAUUCCUGCGGGACCUGCUUCCAUUCGGCCACGAGCAUUAAUGAGGUCGGGCACUGAUGUUGGGCGAUUAGGCCUGGCUCGCAGUCGGCGUUCGAAUUCAUCCCAUUCAAAGUUGUUCGAUGGGGUUGAGAUCAGGGCUCUGUGCAGGCCAGUCAAGUUCUUCCACACCGAUCUCGACAAGCCAUUUCUGUAUGGACCUCGCUUUGUGCACGUGGGCAUUGUCAUACUGAAACAGGAAAGGGCCUUCCCCAAACUGUUGCCACAAAGUUGGAAGCACAGAAUCGUCUAGAAUAUCAUUGUAUGCUGUGGCAUUCCCUUCACUGGAACUAAGGAGCCUAGCCCAAACCAUGAAAAACAGCCUCAGACCAUUAUUCCUCCUCCACCAAACUUUACAGUUGGCACUAUGCAUUCGGGCAGGUAGCGUUCUCCUGGCAUCCGCCAAACCCAGAUUUGUCCGUCGGACUGCCAGAUGGUGAAGCGUGAUUCAUCACUCCAGAGAAUGCGUUUCCACUGCUCCGGAGUCCAAUGGCGGCGAGCUUUACACCACUCCAGCCGAUGCUUGGCAUUGCGCAUGGUGAUCUUAGGCUUGUGUGCGGCUGCUCGGCCAUGGAAACCCAUUUCAUGAAGCCUAGACGUUUCCUCUUCUCAAUAACAACACUUACAGUUGACUGGGGCAGCUCUAGCAGGGCAGAAAUAUGACGAACUGACAUCCUAUGACGGUGCCACGUUGAAAGUCACUGAGCUCUUCAGGAAGGCCAUUCUACUGCCAAUGUUUGUCUAUGGAGACUGCAUGGCUGUGUGCUCGAUUUUAUACACCUGUCAGCAAUGGGUGUGGCUGAACUAGCUGAAUCCACUAAUUUGAAGGGGUGUCCACAUACCUUUGUAUAUAUAGUUUAUGUUAAAUAGACAGAUUUUACCUCCAUUGAGCGGUUCAUGCUCUAUUUCUCCCGUUGUGUACCAUCUGUUGAUGAGUGUUAGACUAAAGGAGAGAUCAACCACACUUCCUCUCUCUUAAGAGGAAACAGAAGCAACACGUUACUUCAAGAAGCAUUCCAUUUUCUUCAUGGGGCAAUUGUAAUCAUGGUUUUCACUUUAAAUGGUCUUUGUCAUGUCUCUUAGGUGUGCCAGCAUGUCCUGCCCAUCAACGAGCGCCAGGAGUGGACCUACAGCUGUGUGGAGAGCAUUAUACCAUGCCAGUGAAACAGUGAUAGACAGCAACCCUAAUAUUACCCUGGUACUUUAUAAAACGUACUAAUACAAAGGAACAGUGGGCCAAAAGCUAUUUAUAGCCAACAGGAAACUGAAUUAAUUAACAAUACUAUAUGUAUAACAUGCAUGUAACGUGCCUUUGUGAUAGUGGUGUACUGUUUUUCCAUGGAAUUGUAUGAAAUUAUGUUGAUUUGAAAAUUCUUUACUAUAAAUGUAACUUUCAAUAGAGAUACUGUAGAUCUGUAGCUCAGUUGGUAGAG
Coregonus sp. 'balchen' is the source of this 20460-nucleotide messenger RNA. The record is from the annotation of a GenBank genome assembly. NCBI's taxonomy places the organism in Eukaryota, Metazoa, Chordata, Actinopteri, Salmoniformes, Salmonidae.